AUGGCCAUUGGCGCCAUAAUUUCUCUACUGCUCGCCCCCAAGUUGUCUAGCGCCUCCCUCGAUGCGUCAAUAACCGAAGCGGAAGUCGGCGCAGACUUCCUGCCAGCAGACAAUGCGGCUCAGUUUUCAUACGAACCGGACUUUGAGUUGUUCGACCGUAGCGUCAUCGGCCGGGCUCCAUCAGAAUCAUUCCUGAUAGAGCUAGAUGAGCCUCAGAGUUUCAACCUCUCUCCGGGCUCGACGCGCUGCUAUGUUCUGUCGUCCACAGGCGCUGCCAGCAGGAGAAGAAACGCCCAGUCUUCCAACACAAGCCAGACCGACAGUUUCGAUGGUCCAAUCGAAGUAGAGGCCAGAGAAAAGAGCCCACGUCAGACUUCUAAAAGCCAACUUUACCUGUCUGCGACGACAUGUCUCCGGCCGGACUUUGUGGGAGAUAGCACGAAUGCAAAAACCGCGCCGCAGCUCCGACUAUUGGCAUCUGUAUCUCAGGAGGACGGAUGUCCGAUCACCACAAAUGGCAUGGAUGAAGAAAUGUGGGCGGAAUUUGACGAAGGACUCGCAACAUUGUCCGUCGGUGCCCAGGACGAUCCGGUCUAUGUGACUAUACUCGCACCGAAUGUAUCCGAUGAUUUCGAGGGCAACUACAACUUCGAGGUUGCUAUAUCAGAAGAUGGUUAUUACCACGACUGGCAAGCCGACAACGAAAGAGGGCAGGGUCAGCUCAUGUGGAUGGACAGUGAUUCGAGUGCUGCGCUGCUGCAAACCCAAGAGUUUGAAUAUUCGCCAAAGAAUCGGCUGGAAUCUAUGGUGACGAAUCCCCCCUUUGAGCUCUACGUUGAAAACAUGCGCUGGCCGGUGUUCAACGGGAUCGAGCGCUCAUUGUGCGGCAUCCGGCAGAAUGCUCUCAUCUCGGCCACCAAUGACGGAGAUGGUCGACUGGGCAUGCUUGUCAGAACGAACACGUCCAUCCGUGGAGAGGACAAGCUACCACGGCAACAUUUCUACUUUGAGGGUCUGAAUGAGACGUCGACGUAUCGCGCAAUCCUGGUGCAGGUGGCGAACACGCAGGAGGACCAGCACUUUAGUAAGCGCCAGACACCAGUUGAGGGUACGGGGAAUACGCGGAGGUUCUUGGCAUUUGAUCCCGCCGACUUCGCUACACUGAGUGGCACAAUAUGCAAGGUGGUCACUGACUUGGAUUUCUGCACCGAGAACCAACACGCUGUUCCCGGGAAUGGGGUACUCAAUGGUACCGAGCUGGCCCAAGUGUACGAUGAUUACGCUCGGAAGAUGUAUGGCCACUUCGAGACGGUCUUGGCACAGGAACAGUGCGAGACAGAUCCAACCUCACAAUAUUCACUCGCCAGGAACUGCGAUGAUUGCAGAACAGCUUACAAGCGCUGGCUGUGCACAGUAGCCAUACCACGUUGUGAGGACUACUCCAGUGGGAACAGAUAUGCCAUUCCUCGCAACGUGGGCGCAGCGUUCCCGAAUGGGUCGUUUGUUCCCGACGAGGAGGGUGGCAAGUCGCGUCGCCAGUUGAUGGACAUUCACGGGUACAACGCAUCGAGGAAUAGCUUCAUCGACAAGGAAAUCGGGCCAGGGCCGUACAAGGAGAUCCUGCCCUGCGCGGAGAUCUGCUACGAAGUGGUGCAGAGCUGCCCCCAUUCCAUGGGGUUUGGGUGCCCAUUGCCAGGCAUGACGGGAUUCGAGUACAGCUACGGGGAGAAGUCGAUGUCCGGUGCAUUGUCCUGCAACUAUCCUGGGACGCCGCGAUCUCGUCCGAAUGCUGCGGGCACUAUUCUGCCUCAGAGCGCUCUACAUGGGCUGCUAUCAGCGACUGCCUUAUUACUAUUGCUGCUAUGA
Messenger RNA from Emericellopsis cladophorae, 1866 nucleotides. Its product is annotated as Calcium influx-promoting protein-like protein. Gene Ontology annotation, biological process: calcium ion import across plasma membrane. The transcript is spliced from 2 exons. Gene Ontology annotation, molecular function: calcium channel activity. The coding region runs from base 1 to 1866 and encodes 621 amino acids. The record is from RefSeq and is a predicted model, not a curated record. NCBI's taxonomy places the organism in Eukaryota, Fungi, Ascomycota, Sordariomycetes, Hypocreales, Bionectriaceae.